Messenger RNA from Macrosteles quadrilineatus (aster leafhopper), 2087 nucleotides. RefSeq names its product prolyl 4-hydroxylase subunit alpha-1-like. The transcript has 13 exons. Gene Ontology annotation, molecular function: L-ascorbic acid binding; iron ion binding; protein binding. The record is from RefSeq and is a predicted model, not a curated record. Bases 169 to 1773 code for a protein of 534 amino acids. Gene Ontology annotation, cellular component: endoplasmic reticulum. NCBI's taxonomy places the organism in Eukaryota, Metazoa, Arthropoda, Insecta, Hemiptera, Cicadellidae. Gene Ontology annotation, biological process: peptidyl-proline hydroxylation to 4-hydroxy-L-proline.
CGGCGAACGUCAAAGCGCAAGACCUCAAACAAAACAGUGUCGUCUGAUCUCUUUCCAAGUUCUCAUUGUUUAUUGUAUGACAAGUGUUCUUAAAAUCUAUGAAUCUCCUCUUGUAGUGAUUCCUACCCUCCUGGACCUCAUUCUUCAUGUGAUUUUCACCAGAUCGACAUGAGCAUGGCUGGACGACUGCUGCUCCUUGCAGUGUCUAUUACUGUGUGUUCUGCUGAGCUCUACACAGCUCUGGUAGACUUGGAAGAGUUGCUGGAGUCGGAAUCUGCGCUGCUACACACCCUCGAGGACUACAUCUCUGCUCAGGAACACAAACUGCAAUUAGUUAAGAAGAAGUACCUAGAGUUUACUAGUGAACACGACGAAGCCAGUAAAGAUCCAAACUUCUACCUGUCCAAUCCUCUCAACGCCUUCCUUCUGGUCAAGCGGCUCACGGUUGACUGGAAAGAUGUUGAGGCCACAAUCAAGAAUGACCUUAGUCAAGAGGCCAUGCAGAACAUGACGAUGUUACGAGAUAACCUCAAGUUCCCCACGGAGGAGGACCUGACAGGAGCAGCAGUGGCGCUUAUGAGGCUACAGGACACAUACCAUUUGAGUACCAGCAGUCUAGCGCGGGGAGAGCUCAACGGAGUACAGUACAGUACACAACUGACAGCGGCAGACUGUUUUGAGCUAGGCCGUCAAUCCUACAACCACCAGGACUUCUACCAUACUGUGUUGUGGAUGGGCGAGGCUCUGGCGAAACACGAGAUGGAGCGAAACAGGACCAAAGUGGAGCGCUGGGAAAUACUGGAGUAUCUGGCGUACUCCACCUACAUGCAGGGUAAUGUAAAGAAUGCGCUGCAGCUAACAGAUGAGCUGUUAACCAUACAGCCGAGUCACCAAAGAGCGCUUGGAAACAAGAAGUUUUACCUGGCAGCCAUUGACCAGGACGCCACUCCUCUGAACAUACAAGACCGCAAGAGUACAGAAGACAGGCCGCUGGAUGAGCUGCCUGAGAGAGAUGUUUACGAGAUGUUGUGUCGAGACGCAGCCAGGCCUCCAGGCAGCAUUACGGCUCAGCUCAAGUGUAGAUAUGUGCACCACAACCGCCCGUAUCUCAGGAUUGCCCCAUUGAAAGAAGAAGAAGCGUAUCUGGACCCUAGAAUACUGCUUUACAGGGAAGCACUGUACGAUUCAGAAAUGGAUACUUUCAAGAGGAUGGCUCAACCAAGGCUCAGAAGAGCGACGGUGCAGAACUACAAAACUGGUGAUCUGGAAGUGGCUCACUAUAGGAUAAGUAAGUCUGCCUGGCUCAAGGAGCAGGAGGAUGAGGCAGUGGCUCGUGUGAGUCGCAGGAUAGAAGAUAUGACGGGUCUGACCACGUCCACUGCGGAGGAGCUACAGGUGGUCAACUACGGUAUCGGCGGCCACUACGAGCCUCACUACGACUUUGCCAGGAGGGAAGAAAAGAACGCAUUCAAAAGUCUGGGAACAGGAAACAGAAUCGCAACAGUUCUGUUUUACAUGAGCGAGGUGGAGCAGGGAGGUGCCACAGUAUUUCCGGAGUUGCGUCUGUCGCUGUGGCCAGAGAAGGGGACGGCUGCGUUCUGGAUGAACCUUCACUCCAACGGGGACGGAGACUUGCGGACACGACAUGCAGCCUGUCCCGUCCUGGCCGGCACCAAGUGGGUGUCCAACAAAUGGCUGCACGAGAGAGGGCAGGAGUUUCUUAGGCCUUGUUCACCGAGAAGUAACAAUGACGUCGAAGAUGAGGAGAGGUGACAAUAACGCCAACAAUACAAUCCAAAAUGAUGAAAGUACCACAAAGACUUUCCUAGCGCUGGAGGAGAGCUACAUCAACAAAACAUGACUAAACAGACUGAAUAUUAAGAAUUCAAAUCAAAACAAAUAUGUAUGUGCUGUUUGUGAAAGUUUUUACCGAUUUUGCAUGAAUGGAAUGAGUGUGGUAGGUGUAAAAUGCAAUACUCUUUUCACUGACCUCACAUAUUUUUCAUUUAUUUAUUGACGUAAUUACUCUGAUUUCAAUCCUAAUAGCUUUAAGUAUGAAUGUCCGUCGUCCAUGUAAUUUUACAACA